AUGGAAGAUCAGCUUCAGGCCCAAAUGCAAAACCAUAUGCUUGCUUUGAUGCUCCAAGGACUUCUGAAAGGGUGUUUUGACAAAUGCAUUGCAAAGCCUUCUGAUGAUCUCACCUCAAAUGAAAAGCAAUGUCUGGCUAUGUGUCAAGAUCGCUACCAAGAAUCUUUCCAAAAAACAUUUGUAAGGCAAUUAGAGAGAUUAGCUAAACUUCAAGAGCCACAUACAGACUUCCCUAAUUAA
Blepharisma stoltei is the source of this 240-nucleotide messenger RNA. The record is from the annotation of a GenBank genome assembly. NCBI's taxonomy places the organism in Eukaryota, Ciliophora, Heterotrichea, Heterotrichida, Blepharismidae.